Chrysochloris asiatica (Cape golden mole) is the source of this 1944-nucleotide messenger RNA. It is a transcript of the gene APLP1, whose product is annotated as amyloid beta (A4) precursor-like protein 1. Gene Ontology annotation, cellular component: Golgi apparatus; plasma membrane. NCBI's taxonomy places the organism in Eukaryota, Metazoa, Chordata, Mammalia, Afrosoricida, Chrysochloridae. Gene Ontology annotation, molecular function: transition metal ion binding; alpha-2C adrenergic receptor binding; alpha-2B adrenergic receptor binding. The transcript is spliced from 17 exons. Gene Ontology annotation, biological process: axonogenesis; central nervous system development. The record is from RefSeq and is a predicted model, not a curated record. Bases 1 to 1944 code for a protein of 647 amino acids.
AUGGGGCCUGCCAGCCCCGUCGCUCGCGGUCUGGGCAGCCGCUGGGGCCCGACGCCGCUGCCGCUGUUGCUGCCACUAUUGCUGCUGCUUCUGCGCGCGCAGCUCGCCACCGGGAGCCUGGCUGGUGGGAGCCCAGGCGCGGCCGAGGUCCCAGGGUCGGCCCAAGUGGCCGGACUAUGCGGGCGCCUAACCCUUCACCGGGACCUGCGCACCGGCCGCUGGGAGCCAGACCCACAACGCUCGAGACGCUGUCUUCGCGACCCGCAGCGUGUGCUGGAGUACUGCAGACAGAUGUACCCGGAGCUGCAGAUUGUGCGAGUCGAGCAGGCGGCGCAAGCCAUUCCCAUGGAGCGAUGGUGUGGAGGUGCUCGGGACGGCCACUGUGCCCAACCUCACCAUCAGGUUGUGCCCUUCCGCUGCCUGCGGGGUGAAUUCGUAAGUGAGGCUCUGCUGGUGCCAGAAGGUUGCCGGUUCCUGCACCAAGAGCGCAUGGAUCAGUGUGAGAGCUCCACCCGGAGGCAUCAGGAGGCGCAGGAGGCCUGCAGCUCCCAGGGCCUCAUCCUGCAUGGCUCGGGCAUGCUUUUGCCCUGUGGUGUGGAUCGGUUCCGGGGUGUGGAGUAUGUGUGCUGCCCCCCUCUGGCGACCCCUGACCUGUCUAGGACAGCAGUUGGUGACCCUUCCACCCGAUCCUGGCCUCUGGGGGCCAGAGCAGAGGGGGGGAAGGAAGAGGAAGAAUCCUUCCUACAGCCAGUGGAUGAUUACUUUGUGGAGCCCCCACGGGCUCAAGAGGAAGAGGAGGAAGAAAGAGUCUCACCCCCAAAUGCCCACACGCCUGCAGGAGUCAUCCAAGUGACUCCCACCCCGAGGCCCACGGACGGUGUGGACGUGUACUUUGGCAUGCCUGGGGAAAUCAGUGAACAUGAGGGAUUCCUGCGGGCCAAGAUGGACCUGGAGGAGCGUAGGAUGCGCCAGAUUAACGAGGUGAUGCGUGAGUGGGCCAUGGCAGACAACCAGUCCAAGAACCUGCCUAAAGCUGACAGACAGGCCCUUAAUGAGCACUUCCAGUCCAUUCUGCAGACUCUGGAAGAACAAGUGUCUGGUGAGCGACAACGUCUGGUGGAGACUCACACCACCCGGGUUAUCGCUCUUAUCAAUGACCAGCGGCGAGCUGCGCUGGAAGGUUUCCUGGCAGCCUUGCAGGGGGACCCACCUCAGGCAGACCGUGUCUUGGCAGCCUUGCGGCGCUAUCUGCAUGCUGAGCAGAAGGAGCAAAGACACACAUUGCGGCACUACCAACAUGUGGUUGCCGUGGAUCCCGAGAAAGCCCAGCAGAUGCAUUUCCAGGUGCAGACACAUCUUCAAGUGAUUGAGGAAAGGAUGAAUCAGAGCCUGGGCCUGUUAGACCAGAACCCCCAGCUGGCUCAGGAACUUCAGCCUCAGAUUCAGGACCUCCUCCACUCUGAACAUCUGAUCCCCAACGAAUUGGAAGCCCCUAUCCCAGGGGCCAGCAGUGAGGACAAGGAUGGGCUGCAGUCACCGGAUUCCAAGGAUGCAAACACUCCCAUGGCCUUCCCUAAAGGGUUCACAGAACAAGAGGCUACAUCCCCUGCAAGAGAAAAGCUAUCUCCCCUGGAACAGUAUGAGCAAAAGGUGAAUGUGUCUGUUCCAAGGGGCUUCCCUUUUCACUCAUCGGAGAUUCAAAGGGAUGAGCUGGCACCAGCUGGGACCGGUGUGUCCCGUGAGGCUCUGUCUGGGUUGCUGAUCCUGGCAGCAGGUGGGGGCUCCCUGAUCGUCCUCUCCCUGCUGCUCUUGCGCAGGAAGAAGCCCUAUGGGACCAUCAGUCAUGGAGUGGUGGAGGUAACCCUGGAGGAGCAGCAGCUCCGUGAAUUACAGCAUCAUGGUUAUGAGAACCCCACCUACCGCUUCCUGGAGGAACGGCCCUGA